Molecule: messenger RNA, 3954 nt
Organism: Bursaphelenchus okinawaensis
Lineage: Eukaryota; Metazoa; Nematoda; Chromadorea; Rhabditida; Aphelenchoididae
Source: the annotation of a GenBank genome assembly
AUGGAGGUCUCGAGUUUUGGGGUCGUUCCGAUGAGAUUCUACGCCAACUGGGACACGGACCGGGCUUCGAAUUACAGCAUUCCGAGGUAAGGACUCUUAGUUUUAGAGUUUUGUAACAGCUUUUAAAUUCUUUGAAAUUCUGUACCUAAAGUUACAACAUUUUUACAGUUUUCACAUUUAAAAAAAAUUGUUUCAAAUAUUUAUAAAGUUACUUUAUUGAAACAUGCAAUAACACAAGGUGAUUUGAAAUUGAAAUGACUUUUUGUACUUUAAAAGUCUUAAAGAGUUAUUAGCAUCGCUUGUCAUGAUUUAACCACGAGUAAAUUCGAAAUUAAUGAAGCUCGGAGCUGGGUGUUUUUGUAAAGCUGAUUCAAUGUACAAUACAAUAACAUUAAAAGAUGGAUCGAAGUAUGAUAAUUUGUUAUUUAAACUUUCGGAAUAAAAGCACAUUGUUUUUUCAAUGUCAAAGUAAUUUUACAUUUAUUUGUACAGUAAAGUAAAAGUAAUGUUCAAGUUUAUGACUAGGUUUAGGUAUUAAACCCUACUAAUUAAAAAGCUGUAUAGCAACGUAGGAUUAUACCUAGUUUAACAGUAAACAAUUGCUGUAAUCUGCCACUUACUAUAAUAUUGUGCUUACAGAGCCCUGUCCAUGGUGUUGUCUCGUUUAUCCUUCCUCAAGUCUCUGGAGACCGAAAAUACGAUAGUAAUAUGUGUUCGCCUCCAAGGCCAUAAAAGAUCCCUUCGGUCCAACGACAUUACUGUUCCCUCCAUCCAACAAGGCGUACGAAUCGACUUGGACAUCUCAUUCAUAAUACAGUACUCCCAUUUCGUCAAACGCAAAGCUAACGUACUCGAGAUCUUUAUUCAGAGACGGAAAAAGUACAAGAAUCGACAGAUUCCAGGCUUUAAAACAUUGGCAGCCGGCUUCCUGAACCUGGAUGAUUUGCUGCAGAUGGGAGGGUCGAGGGAGGUUAAGAUAUUCUCCAUGAAUCAACUCAGUAAGCCGGAUGUGGAUGUUAAUGGUGAAUGUUUUAUCGUUUUACUAUAAUAAUAUAGGGUUUAAAACUGUAUUUUUAAUGCUAUUUUAUACGUAUUCCAGGCUUUUUUAAGCUUAUUUAAAAUUUCAUGAAUAAAAUCUAUUUUUGAUCUCUCUUUAAACCUUAUAUUGUAAUAGGUCUGUCUAUCUGAGUUAUUUUAAGCUAGUUUCGUUUAGAUUCGCACGUCGCCACAAUCUUCAUAUCGCAUUGCCAGACGGUGGCGAUUGAAAGUGGACAAAAGAGCCUGAAACAUUCCAUGGUCAAGGAUCUGACAGCUCGAGACGACAGCGAAGAUGAUGUAUUGGAAGAUGAGUCAAGUGGUGAUAGCGAGGAAGAGGUACAUGACAUUGUUGACUACGAAACUCCUAAUAGACUGCGGAGAAAGCGGAGGUCGACAAAGAAAAGCCAGAAGAAUCUGAAGCAGCGGCUGACCAAACUCCUGAGACGAUUCAAAGUUCAGGAAGAAAACGUAAAUUUUAAAAUUUAUAUUAAUUUAGAUGGACUAGUUCAGAAUUCGUUUGUUUUAUCAAGUCAAAAGAGCAAAAAUGCAAAAAACAACAUUUAAGUCGCGAUAAAAGUACGAAAUCUUGAUUUCAAUUUUAAACACACAGCUUUUACCAAGUAAACAAGCAUACAAUAACAAAAGGUGUCAUUUAUAAGAAGAUUAUGUAAUAUUAUUAUUGAUUCAGAUCGACGAAGGCGACAAUCACUCGGUGUUAAAACCUACUGCUGAGGAAUUGGAGGAGAUAUUCGAAGAGCUGGAGAACAUCUCGGAUUCAGGACCUGAGAUCGAGAUGGACAAACUGAGUAUCCGGUCGAAUCCUCGCCCAGGCCUUCAUCGACCGUUCUUCGGAUCCAAGUCUGACAUUCUACCGGUAAUCGACGAUGCUGGGGCUUCUGAAGACUCGGAAAGUGAAGAACAGUUCAGUUCUGACAAUGACAAUCGCGCAGUUGAGUCGAGUCACAAUAUCAACAAGUUCGACAGGGUUCUGAAGCAUUCGAACACUAAUGGCAGCCUGAACUUUAACCCGAGUGACGUCAAGAACACGGACCUACCAUUCACAAUCAAUGACAUGGUAAGUCUAGGUUAUAGUAGCGUUUAUGACAACUUAUGAUUAUCUUAUUGUAGAUUUGAUUAGUUUGUUGUAAAGUUGUCUGUAAAUGUGCCAACUGACCUCAUGUUGUUAUAGCUAACCCGGUUGGACAGUGAUUCCUCGAUAGUGGCUUCGAAUGUCUGGAUUUGUUCAUCGACAGACUUCCCCUGGAUUUCCAAGGUUGACUUUAACUGUUUGAAGCGGACGAGAGUGCUGGACUGUCCCACGGCCUCUGAUGUGAGAACGGUCGUCCACAAUAUCAUAUCAAGGAUUCAGAAGUUGUAAGUUUUUACUUGAAUUCAGAUGGUAGAUUGUUACUUAAGUUUGUCUUUUGUUCGUCAAUUUACCACACAAUUUGUAAUCGGUUAGUGAUGUAGUCUACAGUAGAACACCAGUUGCAUUUUACGUACUAUUUUAGCUGCAACACAAACUCCGUGGCCCCAUCACCUACACUAAUCGGUGUAUAUGGUACAGAUCGGCAUGUGUCCCACAUUCUGCGUGCCUACGUCGACUUCCUCCAGAACAAGCCAACACAAGCGUGGAUUACUCAUCUCCGGUUCACUAUUCUAUGCCCACCGGCCUCUGCCCUCGGGAGAUUACUAUCGCAGGCAUCUGACACUGGCCAUUCAGAGGCAUCGUGGCGAUCCUUGAGCAGAAUCGCGACUCUUUUCGACAAUGGAGACGUCUGUCAAGCGAGAUUGAUGGACAUGGAGGAAGUCUUAUACAACGCCAUGAAUGCGGCCGUUAAUCCAUCUGAGAAUCGCCUACUUAACCUUCCCAUUGGCGAGGUAAUGCUCCAGUUGUCGCAGAACAACUUCGACUCAUCUAAUAAUGGCAAUCAGCCGGAAAACAAGUCGGAUUCACAACUCUUCGUGCCCUUCUUGUCAGAAAUCCACCUAGGAAACCUGGAAGAGCUCAACUACCUCUACUUUAUGAAGAAUUCAUUUGAUGACCCUGCUUCGCAAAGCAACAAUAACAGUACGCCGGCUUUGUUGCAUCAACAAAGCCAAUCUAACGUUCCCCAAUUAACCAGCAACUCCGCCUCAAUUUCCCCACCCGUAUCGCCUCAGCUUCCCAAGUAGGUUUAGCCUUAUUUUCAUGAUAAAAUGUUAACGUAAUUUUACAUUUUUGGCAAAAAGUAAUAUAGAAAAAAGGCUAAUUGCGCAUUAAGCUCACAAGUUAUGUCCACUUUUCGAUAAAAACUUUACAAAAGUAGUCCUGAAAUUAAUUUUAGGCAACAAGAAUCAAGUAAAGAACUGCAUCUCGAGUAUUGGACAGAUCUCCCGAGUACGUCCAUAGCUACUCAACCAAGCGAAAUCGACCAAUUAGACCAAAGUUUCAUGCAGAACACUCCUGGGUCUGCCAAAUCGAGUGUGAUGGGUAACAAAUACUCGAUCAAGGCAUCUUUAAGAACAUUAUCCAUUGCCAGAGAAUCGAUGUCCAGUCUUUUGUCGAUCCAAUUUGUGAAAGAGAAGAGGAAGGACAAGGUUCUGCAGAAGCUUGGACGAAAACCUAAAUCUGUAAGCGAUAUUGACUAUUAGGCUUUGUUUUCGCAAAACUCAUAUUUUUAAACUACGAAAAUUUUCAAUAUUUAAUUGAAAUAAUUUCAGAAAAGCUCCGAGGGCUUUGUCCACUCCCAAGCUCGAGUUGUCGCCAACGUCUCCCGCCUGUUAUGUUCAGGUGGGAAGAAUUCGGAACUCGAACUCUCGAUCGACGGUGUCUUCUGGAAACACAUCCGAUUCUUCCAAGUCGCUUCGCAAUGGCAAACUCACGUUAAACAGUUCCCUAUAUCAAUGCCCUCGCCUCCGCAAACUGCUCGCUAG